Molecule: messenger RNA, 1869 nt
Organism: Aureococcus anophagefferens
Lineage: Eukaryota; Pelagophyceae; Pelagomonadales; Pelagomonadaceae
Exons: 1
Coding region: 1-1869 (622 amino acids)
Biological process (GO): protein localization to membrane
Cellular component (GO): membrane
Source: RefSeq, a predicted model, not a curated record
AUGCGCGCGGUCGCCUGGGUCGGCCUCGCGGCCUGCGGGGCGGCGUUCCAGCUCCCCGGCGUGGCGCCCAAGGGCUACCGGACGCGCGAGCGCGUCCCGCUCCUCGUCUCCAAGGUGAGCAGCACGAAGACGCAGAUCCCCUACGACUACUACGCGCUGCCCUUCUGCAAGCCGCGGCGCAAGGCGCUCAAGGCCGGCGGCGGCGAGACGGGCGCCGACGGCGACGCCCUCCGCGAGAGCCUCUACGAGGUCGAGGCCAAGAUCCCCGACGGGUGCAAGAUCUUGUGCCGCAAGGACCACAGCAAGGGGGAGAUGCGGCUCUUCCGCGCGAUGAUCGACAACGAGUACCGCGUGGCCAUGGCCGCCGACGGUUUGCCCGUGGCCAUGCGCGUCGACCACUACGUCGCGCGGGGCUUCCCCGUGGGCUUCGCCGUCGCGGACCGCGGCGGCCGCCGCGACCACUACUUGUACAACCACGUGCGGCUCACGUUUCUGUACCACGAGGAACCCGGCGCGCCCGGCGCGCGCGUCGUCGGCUUCGAGGUCGAGCCCAUGUCCGUGAAGCACGCCUACGACGAGGGCGACGAGCCCUUCGGGCCCAUGACGACGCUGAAGACGUGCAACGAGAUGGCGCCCGCGCGGCACCGGCCCGAGACGUUCCAGGACGUCGACGAGGCCCAGGAGGUCGUCUACACCUACGACGUCUUCUGGGUGCGCAGCGAGACGCGGUGGGCCGAGCGCUGGGACGCCUACCUCAACGGCGACCCCAACGACGAGAUCCACUACUUCUCGAUCAUCAACAGCCUCAUGAUCGUCGUCUUCCUCACGGCCGUCGUCGCCAUGAUCAUGCUCCGGACGCUGCGCAAGGACAUCUCCUCCUACAACCUCGAGGCCGACGACGAGGAGGAGAGCGGCUGGAAGCUGCUCCACGGCGACGUCUUCCGGCCGCCGGCGACGCUGCCUAUGGUGUUGGCCGUCUUCGCGGGCACGGGCGUCCAGGUCUUCCUCGUCGCGCUCAGCGUCAUGGCGCUGGCGCUCCUGGGCUUCCUGGCGCCGUCGAACCGCGGCGGUUUGCUCGCGGGGCUCGUCGUGCUCUUCGUGCUCUACGGCGGCGCCGCGGGCUACGCGUCCGCGCGCGUCUACAAGCUCUGCCGGGGCCAGGACUGGAAGCGCACGACGCUCCUCGGCGCGACGCUCUUCCCGGCGACCGUGCUCGUCGUCGCCUUUGUGCUCGAGGCCGCGCUCCGCGCGCAGGGCGCCGCGCCGACGGCGUCGGUCGGCGCGACGGUGGCGGGGCUCCUGCUCUGGGUCGGCGUCUGCCUGCCCCUCGUGCUCGCCGGGUCCUACGUGGGCUUCAAGGCGCCCGCGCUCGAGGUCCCGACGAAGACGAAGCAGAUCCCGCGCGUCGUCCCGCCGCAGAAGUGGUACAGCCACGCGGUCUUCGCCGUCGCCUUCGGCGGCGUGCUGCCCUUCGGCGCGGUCUGCAUCGAGCUCUUCUUCAUCAUGUCCGCGCUCUGGCUCCACCAGAUCUACUACGUCUUCGGCUUCCUCGUCGCCGUGCUCCUCAUCCUCACGGCGACGUGCGCGGAGAUGGCCAUCGUCCUCACGUACUUCCAGCUCUGCAACGAGGACUACCGCUGGUGGUGGCGCUCCUUCCUCUGCUCGGGCUCCGCCGCGGCCUACCUCUUCCUCUACUCCGUCUGGUACUUCGACGCGAAGCUCGACAUCCCCGGCGGCCUGCCGAGCCUCGUCUACUUCGGCUACAUGGCGCUCGCGUCGUUCACGUUCUUCCUCCUCUGCGGCGCCAUCGGCUUCUUCGCCGCGCUCUGGUUCAACCUCCAGAUCUACGCCGCCAUCAAGGUCGACUGA